Messenger RNA from Aureobasidium subglaciale EXF-2481, 843 nucleotides. RefSeq lists its product as uncharacterized. The record is from RefSeq and is a predicted model, not a curated record. NCBI's taxonomy places the organism in Eukaryota, Fungi, Ascomycota, Dothideomycetes, Dothideales, Saccotheciaceae. The coding region runs from base 191 to 658 and encodes 155 amino acids. The transcript has a single exon.
AUGAACGAGUUGCGCAAGAUGGACGAAUAGAACGAGCAAGUAAGUCGAGUUUGUAGGCUUGACAGAAAGUAAUAAGUCUCGUCUCGUGGCCUCUCAAUCUCUUGCCAUCUCAUCCCAUCUCAACACCACACCAACACCACUUCUAUUUUCUACAACACGAGUUUUCUUUCACAUAAGACUCACCAGCGUCAUGUACAUCAACAGCAGUGUUUUCCUCGCCAUUGCCGCAACCACCGUCCUCGCAGCACCCGCCCCCAUCCUCAUCAAUCGCGACUCCAAACCCCCAAACCAAUGCGCCACAAAGGGCGGCUCCGUCUCAAACUUUUGGGGCGUCUACAUGAACGACAACCUCAUGUCCUCCGCGCAAGGCACCGGCGACUGGGCCGGCGGUUUCCUCGACAACCUCCGCGGUCGCUGUGGAAGCAUCACCAAUUGGCAAGCCAUCCCUGAUAACAGUGGUGGUAUUGCUUGCAGUUUCAACACCUCUAAGUUCUGUCAGGCGUAUGAUGUUGCUGCUGCGUUGCAUGCUGCUUCUGGGGAGUGGGUUUAUUGUGAGGGGCUUACUAUGAAUGACCUUUUUGAUUCGGCGGGUAAUAUCAUUGAAGGAUUCAUGGGGGUACUGGGUGAUGCUGCUUCGAUUGUUGAGCCUUUUGUUUGAUGGUCGAUUGCGUACCGGGAGGAGUUGAGCAAGUCCGAGUCUGAGAGGUGUGGAAUCUAAGAGUUCUAUUUAGUAAUCUAUCUGGCUUUGCAAAGUCGAAGGAACUUCACUCAGCACAUCCUGACCCACGAUAAUGAUCUCAACUCCAGUCGAUGUCAAUGAGUAUAGCGAUGAACGAUCUGGGC